Molecule: messenger RNA, 1500 nt
Organism: Symbiodinium sp. CCMP2592
Lineage: Eukaryota; Dinophyceae; Suessiales; Symbiodiniaceae
Source: the annotation of a GenBank genome assembly
AUGGCCCGGGCCGGGGCGCUGGCAGCCCUCUUGGUCGCUGCCGAGGCGGAGAUUCGCGGAGUCGCGCCGGCGGAGCAAGCCCAGUACGCUGCCGCAACCUUUGCCUGCGAUGGCCGGCAGCUGCCGUCCGAAGCGGUGAACGACGACUUCUGUGACUGCGAGGAUGGCAGCGACGAGCCGGGUACGGAAGCCUGCGCGGGCUUCAGCAGCACGCUGUACUACUGUACAAACGACCAGAGCGACCCGUUGUACAUCUACGCCUCGCGAGUGAACGAUGGCGUCUGCGACUGCUGCGAUGGCAGCGAUGAGUGGCAGGCUGAGCGGAGACAGAUCACUUGUCCCAACACCUGUGCAGAGGAGGGCCGAGCUCUCCGCAAAGAACGGAGCCGGCAGAUUGCUGACCUCCACGCCGGCAUUAAGCAGCGGGAGAGCCUCAUCAGCACUGCGAAGGCCGAGAGGCUCAAGGCCGAGGAGGAGCUUCGGAAGCUUCAGGCACAGCUCCCAGACCUGGAAGGUGCUGUGCAGGAGGCCACCGCCCAGCUCGAGGAGGCGAAGCGCGCCGUGGCCGCGGAGGCCACGGCGCAGAGCGCGGCGAACGCGACAGAGGACAACGCCUCGGCAGCCCCGGCUCCAGCCGACGAGGUGCAGGAGGCCUUCGAGUCCCAGGUGAAAGCCGUGGAGGCCGAGGCCAAGGAGGCCAAGCCGGUCGUGUCCGAACACAGCAAGUGGAUGGAUGGUGCCGAGAAGGUGCUUGAGGAGGCGUCGGAGACGAAGCCGGAGGUCUCCGAGUACAGCAAGUGGAUGGACGGUGCGGAGAAAGUGCUGGCGGAGGCCGACGACUUCGACGAGGUGCUCAAGGAUGCACCCGACUUCCCGGACGACGACAACGAGCCGGCGAUCCCAGCGAGGUCUCCGUCGCCCUCCGCGUCCCGCAGCAAGGGCAUGGGGUUCUGGGAGCAGGUGAAGAGGAAGUGGGGCGAGAAAUGGCAGAACUUCCGGAACUGGGCCUUCGGCAGCCGGAGUCCCGCGGAACGCGCCCUCGACAAGGCCGAAAACCGCCAGGAGGCCGCCCAGAAGGAGCUGAAAACGGCUCGCGUGCGCGUGGAAGAGCUGGAGAAGAAGCUGAAAUCCACCACGGAAGAAUGGGAGCUGCCAUACUCCGGGCUGGAUGGUCGUUGCAUUGAGAAGAGCAUCGGCGAGUACAAGUACAAGAUCUGCUUCUUCGACGAUGCAAAGCAGGACAGUACCUCCAUUGGCAGAUGGAAGGGCUGGGAUGCCCCCGGGCUGGCAGCUUUCGAUGCCGGACAGUACUGUCCCGGUGGCCCGGAGCGGAGCCUCAAAGUGAAGUUCCAGUGUGGCUCCAAGGAAGAGCUCUUGGACGUCUCGGAGCCCAGCCGCUGCACCUACGAGGCGCAGCUGAAGCACCCGGCCGCUUGCACCGCCGAGCUCCUUCGAGCCCUUGAGGCUGCUGGGCCGAGACGCCCGCUGGACGAACUGUGA